Engraulis encrasicolus (European anchovy) is the source of this 2360-nucleotide messenger RNA. RefSeq names its product branched chain keto acid dehydrogenase E1 subunit alpha (gene bckdha). Gene Ontology annotation, biological process: branched-chain amino acid catabolic process. Bases 1 to 1335 code for a protein of 444 amino acids. NCBI's taxonomy places the organism in Eukaryota, Metazoa, Chordata, Actinopteri, Clupeiformes, Engraulidae. The transcript has 8 exons. The record is from RefSeq and is a predicted model, not a curated record. Gene Ontology annotation, molecular function: oxidoreductase activity, acting on the aldehyde or oxo group of donors, disulfide as acceptor.
AUGGCGGCGGUCAGAGGUGUAGGAAGACUUUUUAGGAUUGGAUGCUAUGCUACCCGGCAGGCUCCAGCCCUGACAGCAUCCAGAUUCGUCCAACAAAGGCAGUUUCGUGUAAAUGGGGUCCAGUGUCAAGAGGAAGCUGCUUCGGAUAAGCCUCAGUUCCCUGGGGCCUCCGCCGAGUUUGUGGAUCACUUGGAGUUCAUCCAGCCCAACGUCAUCUCCGGAAUCCCCAUCUACAGAGUGAUGGACCGGGCUGGACAGAUCAUCAACCCCUCUGAGGACCCGCAGCUGUCAAAAGAGACCGUCUUGAACUUCUAUCAGAAGAUGACAUUACUAAACACCAUGGAUCGAAUCCUGUAUGAGUCUCAGAGACAAGGUCGUAUUUCAUUCUACAUGACUAACUAUGGUGAGGAAGGAACUCAUAUUGGCAGUGCGGCCGCGUUGGAUGCCAGUGACCUUGUCUUUGGCCAAUAUCGUGAAGCAGGAGUGCUUAUGUACCGUGGGUUUCCACUGGACCUGUUCAUGGCACAGUGCUAUGCUAACGCAGACGACCUCGGCAAAGGCAGACAGAUGCCUGUCCACUAUGGUAGCAAAGACCUGAACUUCGUCACCAUUUCCUCUCCUCUGGCAACACAGAUCCCACAAGCUGCCGGUGCUGCCUAUGCCCUGAAGAGGGAGAAUGCCAACCGUGCCGUCAUCUGCUACUUUGGAGAGGGAGCCGCCAGCGAGGGUGACGCCCACGCCGGCUUCAACUUCUCCGCCACGCUGGAGUGCCCGCUCAUCUUCUUCUGCCGCAACAACGGCUACGCCAUCUCCACGCCCACCAACGAGCAGUAUCGAGGCGAUGGCAUCGCUGCGCGAGGGCCUGGAUAUGGGAUGAUGUCCAUCCGUGUGGAUGGCAAUGACGUCUUUGCCGUUUACAACGCCACCAAGGAGGCUCGCCGGAGGGCUGUCGCAGAGAACCAGCCCUUCCUCAUAGAGGCUAUGACGUACAGAAUCGGUCACCACAGCACCAGCGACGACAGCUCGGCGUACCGCUCGGUGGACGAGGUGAACUACUGGGACAAGCAGGACCACCCCAUCUCCCGCCUGCGCCACUACAUGUCGGCGCGCGCCUGGUGGGGCGAGGACGAGGAGCGCGCCUGGAGGAAGCAGUCCCGCAAGCUGGUCAUGGAGGCCUUCGAGAAGGCCGAGAAGCGCCUCAAGCCCAAGCCCGACCUGCUCUUCGAAGACGUCUACCAGGAAAUGACCCCGAACCUGGAGAAGCAGAAGGAGGCCAUGUGGAGGCACGUGCAGCAGUACAAGGAGCAUUACCCCAUGGACCUGUACGACAAAUAAAACGAAACGGUGCGAUGACGACGUUGUGUGAAACAUCAUCAGGGACUGACUGACGUGUGUGGGGUUGCAAUACUGUAGUGAUUUAUUAUGUGUGUGAGUGGUGUGUGUGCGUAUGCCGGUGUGUUGUAGCAUUAUGAGAGAUGCUUUGACCAGAUGCUGAAAAUGGAAAGGGUUUUUUUCCACCAGGGGCCUCUAUGACACUGUAUUUUAGUGCCUUGAAACACGUUGAAAGUUUUCUCUUAAUUUUUCUCUUUUUUUUGUAAAUUCGUCAUGAAUUAACUUCCGAAACUGAGCAGAUUUAGAUGCCUGGUUGUGUCUUCCUUGUGUACUGAACCUUUCCUCCAUCUUAUGCAAUCUGCAUAGCAAGUAGAAGUGCUACAGUCGUGUUUGGGAGUAGUAAAGUUGUUUUCGCUGUUACGUAAAUGCUGUGGUCUUCAUCAAAUUUACGGUAUGAGGUAUUCCUCUUGCUCUUGGCUGUGUUUGUAACCUUAUUCCAAGUUUGUAUUGCUGAUCUACUAGAGACAGAGACAGUUGUAUUGUUCUACUACAAGAGACAGAAACUCCUUUUAUUCUUUGUAACAAAACUCCUCACCUUUAUCAUUGAUAUCCUGCUAAUUCCUCAUUCUUCAACCAGUUACUGAAGCGAUGGAUGGAGUAUUUUUUUUUCAUGGGGUUCAAUUUCCUCUUUCCCUGUACUUCAGAUGUAUGAAUUCAAACAAAAGCUCCUUGCUCCAACAGAACAGUUUUGGCUUGCUAGACUGUCAUUCAACACUGUAAACCCAUACACUAAAAGCAGUGUCUGUAAUGCUGCUGUGUAUACUUUUAACAUGCUUGUAUUAGUAGUACCCAUUCCUGUUUCUUUGUAGUUUGCUGUACUUUCUGUUCGGGCAAGGGGUAUUUGUGAACUCAGAAUAUCUUUGGCCUUUGUGGUCAAAUUGGUUGCUGAAACCAGUACACAUUACUGGAGGAAUGUAGUCUUGGUGGGUUUUUAAACAUGCCUCUAAAUAAAUGACAUUCAGAAUGAA